Molecule: messenger RNA, 795 nt
Organism: Dermacentor andersoni
Lineage: Eukaryota; Metazoa; Arthropoda; Arachnida; Ixodida; Ixodidae
Source: RefSeq, a predicted model, not a curated record
UCCACUUUACGUAUCAUUUCUCCCAGGCGCUUCUGGUUGGGCUUCACCGCUGUGUUCCUCCUGCUCGGCGCCUUUCUCUUCUGGUGUUCGCUACGCAGUGGAUACCCGCUCGGUCCCUCGCGCGGUCCCCUGUUGGUCACGGGUCCUCACGACGGCGUCAUGGAAGGCCGCGCAUCACCGGGCAGCCAGCUGGACCCAUGCCGGGACCUGUACGAGUACGUGUGCCACAACUGGAGCUCGCCGCACGGUGCGCGCACCUUCGCCGAGGACGUGGCCCGCUCCUGGGAGCGGCUCGUGCAGCAGGCGGCGCUCGCAUCUCGUCCCAACCGGCCCGCCACUGCCGUUCUGGGGCCCGAGUACGCGGUCGAAGCCGUCCGGCACUACCACAACAGCUGCGUCAGUCUGCUCGCCAGAGAGGAGAAGGCGAGUUUCGCGCGCGCUAUGUUUUCGUAUCAGUGGCACGCCUCUCCGAGGGCCGCUGUGGGUACUGGUGUCUCCGUGAUGGUGCGGGACGGCCAGAAUCGCAGAGGGCACGCGCUUUGAACGCCCAGAUGGAGUGAUGUUCUGCGCAUUGUCGAAUGCCGCCAUGAUCACUUUUUGAGCCAAUAAGAGAGGUCCUAGCAACCUUGUAAGUCAAACAAAACUAAUGCCAGGCCCUCUCUGAGUCAGAGCGGGCCUGACGUCCGCGGAAGAGACCUUGGCUGUCACUUGAGUAGAUGCUAUUUUUAGGCACCACGACUGAGUCCAGUAUAUGAUGACUCCAUAGCAUCUCUACUGCCACAGAAAAAAAGACGC